UGAAAAGCUACAUGUACUCGAUGGUUCAUAAUAUAGUAAAGGUUUCGUGGUGUAACCUGAUUGGUCACCACCACUUACACGACACUCAGUUAAAUACGGUUACCUCGCUUAGGCAGCGUGUUGUCAAUGAAAACGUACACCUCAGCUUCACCAUUAAAUAGUUUAUUUCUUAUAUAGGUUAUUUUCAUUUGAGGAACGUUUGUGCUCAAAACUGUCGAAAGUCAGUUACCAAAAGAGUUUCUGUUUAUUUUGUUUUUUGUGCCGCUCAAGUUUGUGAGGCCUUUUUGCUGAUAACCAACAAGCUUAGAUCACUGAUUUUAUUGAAGUUUGAGUCCUUGUGACACAAUGCAAGAAAACUGCAGGCGCAUGUAGUCUUGCAUACAAGUUAAUUUACAAGAACCUGGUACAACUGCAAAAUUUGUAACACAAGAUGAAGAUCGCAUCGUGUCUGUCAACAGUGGUUACAUUUCUUUUACUUAUAGACAUCUCAAAAGCAAAGAAGAGGGCUCCAAAAUGUUCUUUGUGCAAAGAAGUAACCAAAAAUUUUCAGAAGGGCAUGGAGCGCACAAUGAAAUCCAACUUUGGUGGAGGAAACACAGACUGGGAGGAGAGUAGACUUGGUUCUUAUGCUGACAGUGAAAUUCGACUCGUUGAAAUAAUGGAAAACAUAUGCCAGGAUGCCAGCAAAGAGUGCCAUCAUUUAGUUGAAGAAAAUGAAGAAAUUAUAGAAGACUUCUGGUUCAAGUCUGGGCUGCAAAAAUCAGAAGAAAGCUUCUUUGAAUUUUUCUGUAUUAAUAUGGUAAAAGCUUGUUGCCCUAAAAAUUCAUAUGGACCAACAUGCAAAGAAUGUACAGGAGGCAUUGAACGACCUUGCAGAGGAAAUGGUAGAUGUGACGGAGAAGGAACACGAGAAGGCUCAGGCAAAUGUAAAUGUAGUGCUGGUUACAAAGGAAAGACUUGUGAUGAAUGUUCAGAUGGUUAUUUUGAAGAAGUGAAAAAUGAUACAGACACCAUUUGUAAAGUUUGUCAUAUUUCCUGCAAAAAUAAGUGCAAUGCAUAUGGUCGACAAGGCUGUGAAGAGUGUAAAGAUGGGUGGACUUACAAUAAAGAUUUAGGCUGUCAAGACAUAGAUGAAUGCUUCAGCGAACCAUGUGAGAAAAACCAAUACUGCGCAAAUACCCAGGGAUCUUAUGAAUGCCUGAACUGCAAUGAUGCCUGCAAUGGAUGCUCAGGUUCAGGCCCAGAGAAUUGUAACCAGUGCAGUGAAGGAUUUUUUCUAAAUGGUACUUUGUGUAUUGAUGUGGAUGAGUGCAAGAGUAUGGCAGCAGAUCUGUUAUGUGCGAAAGAUAAUGAAAUGUGCCAGAACACCUUAGGUUCCUACAAAUGUGUUUGCUCUCCUGGCUUCCAGAUGCAAGGAGAUGGUUGUCAGCAUAAGCCUACAGAAAUCAAAGCACACAAAGAGAAUUCCAAGAAGUCGUCUGAGAAGUUGAGGUUUAACAAAAACAUGCUGGACAUUCUCUUCACUGUUCCUGCCUUUUUGGGCAUUCUUGUUAUCUUGUUCGUGAUCAUGAAGCUGUUGUACUAUGUCAGCCCUGUUUUAAUGACUUUAUCUGUGGGAGUGCUUGCAGUUUAUGUUUUUUACUUUGCCUCCCAGUAUGACUUAAGACAGUUGUGACAAGUAUUCACUUUCAGAUCUAAUGUUCAGUGUAACUUGCAAUGAAUGACAGUUGUCUUUUAUCUGUUUCAUGUCCAGUUAUUUGAUAGCAGCACCCAUGAAACUGCAUAGAAAAUUGAGAAUUUGCUAUACUUCAUAAAUAAUGUUACUGAAUCAAAGAGCACUCUUUGGUUCAGAAAAGAGUUCAACAUUCUCUUUCUGACAUCAGUCGUGUUGUUACACGCACCCUUUUCUGCAGCUGAGCAAAGCUUAAAACUUAAUCACAAAGAACUUAAAAUAAUGCUAAGGACCCGAAAAGUGCUUUUUGGUCAACCCUGAAGGGAAGCAAAUCACCACAAACUCUCCAAAGUAUACUGAUGUCAUCGGUCCCUAAGACCUAAGUCACUAACAAAUAUCAGAUGGUAAAAUUAAAAUUAUUUUACAAUAGUGAUCAAGUGUUAAUUUCAUUUUACAUAUAAAGGCAACGUAAAGUAUUUGCUCCAUACACAGAGUACAUAGAGAAUAUACAAAAUUAAGAGGUGUAUGCAGAGAAAAUUUACAGCAGUGUGUGUGUGAAAAAACUAAGUCCUGCAGCAUCCUAGUGACCAGCAAACUACAAUUCAGAUCAAUUGUUUAGGUGGUUGAAGAUUUGUACCCAAAUAAUAAUAAAAAAAUCCUUGGCAAACUCCAUAAUAGGAACAUUUUGGACAUGUGUUGAAGAUCAUGGAAGGAGGGAAGUAUGACGACUCUUUGUUGUAGUAAUGUUAACAUCAGACUGAUGACUAAUGUUGUGACAUCUCCACUGGAGCUUGUUUUCAUAAAGCACAUUUAACCACUGAAUAAAUUUUCUGCUCACAGGUAGCAACUAAUGUUUUAGAAACCAUUCCAUUUUCUUUUUUUCUAUCCAUUCCCAUUAGUCAUCUUGUUUCUGAAUGGAGACCAAAAUUUGUUGCUGGACAAUUGCUCACAGUGAGCAGAUAAAAUUGAUUUUCCUCAGCUGCUUUGGUUUAAGACUUCGUGCUUAAUUAGAUCUUGACCUCACCCCUUAUUUUUUGGAAACCCCAGCUAUGCCAGUGCCAUUUCAGUGGUUCAUGAAUUUGUUUGCCAAUGGCUUUGAAUAGAGUCCAGAUUCAUGAACUGUUAUAAAGCUCUGAGCUUUUCGUUCCCUAUGAACUUGCAUGUUUAUUAACAUUUAGUUUGAAAGUCUCUUUUAGUUGAUAGCUUUUAAUUUUGCCACAAUGUACCAUUUUCUCCCCAUGAUCUACAUAUUUGCAGAAGCUGAACAAGAUCAGAAAGAAGCAGAGGAAGAUACCAACAGGGCUACUCCUGAUGAAGUGACAGAACAAAAAGAAGAAUUAUAGUUUUUCUGCUUUAAAAUGCUUAAUCAAAAGAUUGAAUCAACAUGCAGGCUUACUAGUGUGUUUAGACCCUUGUGUGCCUUGGAAGAUGUUUUUGUGAUCUAUUAAAUUAUGUUCAAUAAUUUC
Molecule: messenger RNA, 3138 nt
Organism: Pomacea canaliculata
Lineage: Eukaryota; Metazoa; Mollusca; Gastropoda; Architaenioglossa; Ampullariidae
Product: cysteine-rich with EGF-like domain protein 2-B
Exons: 11
Coding region: 431-1675 (414 amino acids)
Molecular function (GO): calcium ion binding
Source: RefSeq, a predicted model, not a curated record